Messenger RNA from Biomphalaria glabrata, 10751 nucleotides. RefSeq names its product maltase-glucoamylase-like. Gene Ontology annotation, molecular function: alpha-1,4-glucosidase activity; carbohydrate binding. The transcript has 68 exons. Bases 253 to 8385 code for a protein of 2710 amino acids. Gene Ontology annotation, biological process: carbohydrate metabolic process. The record is from RefSeq and is a predicted model, not a curated record. NCBI's taxonomy places the organism in Eukaryota, Metazoa, Mollusca, Gastropoda, Planorbidae.
UGUCUCCUCAUUUCAAUAGCAGUCGGCGAAAUUCCCUUUCCUCCACAUGUUUGCAGUUGAUAUCUCUUCUUUGGAUAGAAUCUUUAAAGAAAAAAAGACAUAAUAUAUUUAUUCGGGUCUACUUUACAACACGGCCAUAUACUAUAUCCUGAUGGGUCUGCUGCACGGCACGACUACAGCUCAAAGACUAGAUACUUUCUAAUAAUAAAAAUACAAGAUUGACAGGGAAUUACGUCCUAAGCCCUAAACAUCAUGGGCAAGUACAUAACAAAGACGAGGCUUAAGAUCAUUGUGGCUAUUCUAAUAGUGAUCGCUAUUGUGAUUGCAAUCGCUGUGCCCCUAUCGCUUAGAAGCUCCGGGGGUGAUGAUGGUCCAUCAGUGCCAGACAAGAGACCUUUCAGAGUGACAUGCUACCCAGAAGCUGAAGGAAAUCCUUCUUUGAUAGACAAAGCAGAAUGCGAGCGGAGAGGAUGCUUGUAUUACACAAACCCGAUAGAAUGUGUAUUUGUUGAUGGUAAAAAUGUUUUGGAGGCAAGCAAUGUAACUAAUACCACUUUUGGCUAUCAAGUCAAACUAAAACAAUCUGGAGAUAACCCUUUUGGUGGCAACAUCAGAGACUGGGUCUUUCAUUAUGAAAACCGAGGAGAAAAUGUGCUUCGUUUUACGUUAGAUACACAAGAUGGAAAAAGAUACAAAGUGCCUAAGGUCAUGAACUUACAAGAGGCCAGUUCAUCAACACCUAAAUACACACUUAACAUAACAAGUUUGAAGAAUUUUUCCUUCAACAUUAAAAGAGUUAGCACAGGAACUACACUGUUUGACAUCGGUGUAGGUCCAGGAAGUCUUGUGCUGUCAGACCAGUUCCUACAGAUCACAACCAAACUACCAAGCACUAAUGUGUAUGGCCUGGGAGAACAUGUCCAUGACUAUUUUAAACAUGAGAUGAACAAAACCUGGACUUCAUUUGCCAGAGAUCAGCCACCAUCAUGGGAUGCCAUGGCUAAUCUUUAUGGAACUCAUCCUUUUUACACUUGUGUUGAAGAUGCAUUGGGAAAUACACAUGGCAUUCUUUUACUUAACAGUAAUGCACAAGAAUACUCAUUUUCUGAUUUGCCAAGUCUGACGUUUAGAACCAUUGGAGGAAUAUUGGAUUUUUAUAUAUUUUUGGGGCCUAGUCCUGAAGAAGUCAUCCAACAAUACACUGCUGUGAUUGGUCGUCCUGUGAUGCCACCCUAUUGGGCUCUUGGCUUCCAACUCUGUAGAUAUGACUAUCAAAACAUAUCUAAUCUAAAAGAGGCUGUGGACUCUACUGCUCGAUAUGAAAUACCACAUGAUGUCCAAUAUGUUGAUAUAGAUCACAUGGAUACCCAAAAAAUCUUCACAGUUGAUCAUAAAAGAUUCCCUAAUUUAAAUGACUAUUUUAAAGAGCUACAAAAGGGAGGUAUGAGAAUCAUCUACAUACUGGAUCCAUGUAUGAUCUCCAAUGAAACUGACUACUAUCCCUAUGAAGAAAUGAAGAGAAACAAUUGUAAUAUAAAGUGGGCACCCAAUGUCACAGUUCCUGAUGAUGCUAAAGAUACUGAUGGAGCAUUGUUGGGUUAUGUCUGGCCACAAGGCAAAACAGUUUUUCCAGAUUACCUGAAAAUUUCUACUAAAGCUGUUUGGAAAAAGUUAAUUGUAGAUUAUAGAAAUAAUCUUACUUUUGAUGGUCUCUGGAUUGACAUGAAUGAGCCAGCAAGUUUUGGUACAAAUGAAGAGCGGCCUUUUAACUGGCCAGAAAAUGUUAAGCCAUACUGGAGUUUACAAUGUCCCAAAAAUUUCAAGGAAGAUCCCCCAUACAGACCAAAAGCUGCUUAUUUAUGGGAUACUAAGAAUAGGAAAGGGAGACUAUCUGAUAAAACAAUUUGUAUGAGCACAGUACAAGGAGAUAAUGAUGAGUAUUCUCACUAUGAUGUUCAUAACCUGUAUGGCUGGAGUCAGAGUGAUGUGACAUUGGAUGCAGUUAGAGAGGCCACUGGUGAAAGAGGUAUAGUCAUCAGUAGGUCAACUUUUCCUGGCUCUGGUCAGUGGGUUGGUCACUGGCUUGGUGAUAAUGUCAGUCAGUGGAAGGACAUGCUCAGCUCUAUUAUCGGUUUACUGGAGUUUAACCUCUUUGGAAUUCCCUAUAUUGGUGCGGAUAUUUGUGGAUUCUUUGAAAAUACAACAGAAGAACUUUGUUUAAGAUGGAUGCAGCUUGGAGCUUUUUAUACCUUCAGUAGGAACCAUAACACCAAGGGACCUAUACCUCAAGGUCCAGGUCAGCUUGGUGAUGAUGUUGGUUUCGCAUCAAGGGACAUAAUGAGAGUUAGAUACCAGCUUUUACCUUACUUGUACACCCUUUUUUAUUACGCUCACACCAAAGGAUCAACGGUCAUUAGACCACUGCAUCAUGAAUUUCCCACAGAUAAAAUUGCUUUAGCUAUAGAUAGACAGUUUCUCUGGGGAUCUUGUUUACUGAUUUCUCCAAUUUUAGAACAGGGACAGACAAGUUUACAGUAUUACCUACCAAGAGGAACCUGGUACAAUUAUUUUACACAUGAUGGUGAAACACUGUCUGAAGGUUUGUACAAGUCCAUAAGUGUGAAUAAAACCAGCAAACCAAUGCUACAUCUGAGAGGAGGCUGUGUCAUCAUACAGCAAGACUAUGCCAAUAAUACUCAUUAUAGCCGCCAAAAACCACUUACUAUUGUUGCAACACUUGAUGAAUUUGGAAUUGCUGCUGGUAAUUUCUAUUGGGAUGAUGGCGUAUCAAUAGAUUCCAUUGAAAAGAAAAAGUUUUACUUGGCUGAUAUCACAGUGAAUAAUUACCAGUUAUCAUUGACAGUGCAACAAUUACCACCAGAAGCAGAAUGGAAUAAGAUAAGGUUCAAAAAAGCUUUGCUCAUGGGCAUCACCAACACUGUUCGACAUGUCACACACAAGGGCACUGCUCUAGCAUUCAGACAAUCUGGCCAGGUUUUGGAAGUUGACCUUCCUGAUUUACCAAUGACCAGUGAUUUCUCAAUUGGAUGGUUAGAUGGCUUGGACUGUUUCCCUGAAGCAGAAGGGAAUGCGGCUAACAUAAACCAAAGCAAGUGUGAGGCGAGAGGAUGCAGUUUUUAUGAAGAUCCUGUUGCUUGUAGAUAUAAUGGCUCCUAUGGACUUAGUGGUUCUUUAUUCACACCAACACAGCAUGGGUUUACAGUCAAUUUGAAUCAGAAAGGGAAAGCACCUUUUGGUGGGGAUGUGACUGAGUGGAUUUUCAGUUAUGAAAACAGAGGCCAAAAUGUUGCCAGGUUUACUUUUGAUACACCAGAUGGCAAACGUUACAAAGUUCCUAAACACAUGAACCUAUCGCCACCUGCAGACCAGUCUACUCUUAAUUAUGAGUUCAAGAUUACCAACUUUGAAAACUUUGCUUUUCAAAUUGUUAGAGCCAGCACCAAGACAGUGAUUUUUGACAUCGGCGUAGGUCCAGGAAGUCUUGUGCUGUCAGACCAGUUCCUACAGAUCACAACCAAACUACCAAGCACUAAUGUGUAUGGGCUGGGAGAACAUGUCCAUGACCAUUUUAAACACGAUAUGAACAAAACCUGGACCUCAUUUGCCAGAGAUCAGCCACCAUCAUGGGAUGCUAUGGCAAAUUUGUAUGGCGUUCAUCCAUUUUAUACAUGUGUUGAAGAUUCAGAAGGCAAUACUCAUGGAAUCUUGAUGUUAAACAGUAAUGCCCAAGAGUAUUCAUUUACUCCACUCCCAAGUCUCACCUUCAGAACAAUUGGAGGAAUUUUAGAUUUUUACAUCUUUAUGGGUUCCAGUCCAGAAGAAGUGAUACAGCAAUACACACAAGUGAUUGGACGUCCAGUCAUGCCACCAUAUUGGGCUUUGGGUUUCCAAUUAUGUAGGUAUGACUAUCACAAUAUAAGCAAUUUGAUAGAGGCAGUGGAAUCCACCGCAAGAUAUUCUAUACCACAUGAUGUCCAGUAUGUUGAUAUUGACCACAUGGACACACAGAAAAUCUUCACUGUUGACCACAAAAAUUUUCCAAAUUUGAAUGAAUAUUUCCAUAAACUUCAAUCUGGGGGCAUGAGAAUCAUCUAUAUAUUAGAUCCAUGCAUGAUAUCCAAUGAAACUGACUAUGAGCCAUACAUUCAGAUGAAAAAAUAUGGUUGCAAUAUAAAAUGGGAUCCUAGUGUACAGCCCAGCAAUGAUUCAAGAGAUUCAGACAAUGCAUUGUUGGGUUACGUAUGGCCACAAGGAAAAACUGUAUUUCCUGACUACUUAAAACAGUCUACUAAAAUGAUAUGGAAGAAUUUAAUAGUGAAUUAUAGGAAGAAUCUCACAUUUGAUGGGAUCUGGAUUGAUAUGAAUGAGCCAGCAAGCUUUGGGACUAAUGAAGAACGACCUUUUAAUUGGCCAGAAAAUGUGAAGCCAUAUUGGAGCCUACAAUGUCCAAAAAACCUGAAAGAAGAUCCCCCAUACAGGCCAAAGGCUGCUUAUCUUUGGGACAGGGACAAUAAAAAGGGGAGACUAUCUGACAAAACCAUCUGUAUGAGCACAGUACAGGGAGAUAAUGAUGAGUAUUCUCACUAUGAUGUGCACAGUCUGUAUGGUUGGAGCCAGUCUGAUACUACUCUUGAUGCUGUGAGAGAGGCUACAGGUGAAAGAGGGAUGGUCAUCAGUAGGUCAACAUUCCCUGGCUCUGGUCAGUGGGUGGGUCACUGGCUUGGUGAUAAUGUCAGUCAGUGGAAGGACAUGCUCAGCUCCAUUAUUGGUUUGUUGGAGUUCAAUUUGUUUGGUAUUCCAUAUAUUGGUGCGGAUAUUUGUGGAUUCUUUGAAAAUACAACAGAAGAACUUUGUUUAAGAUGGAUGCAGCUUGGAGCUUUUUAUACCUUCAGUCGGAACCAUAACACCAAGGGACCUAUACCUCAGGGCCCUGGACAGCUUGGAGAUACUGUUGGGCUCGUAUCACGUGACAUAAUGAGGGUUCGCUACCGUCUUUUGCCUUAUCUGUACACUCUAUUUUUUGAAGCUCAUACCAAGGGAUCAACUGUCAUCCGACCAAUGCACCAUGAAUAUCCAACAGAUCAAAUGGCCUUAUCGAUUGAUAAACAGUUCAUGUGGGGCUCAUGUCUACUCAUAUCUCCGAUACUUAACGAAGGUCAGACAAUACUUGAGUACUAUUUACCUAAAGGAAAGUGGUAUGAUUACUUUAAGCAAGAAGGAGAAGUCUACAGUAAAGGAGAGUUAAAAAGUGUUGAUGUUAAUAUUACCUCCAUGCCUAUGUUACAUUUGAGAGGGGGUUGUAUUAUUGUAGAACAGGAUUAUGCGAACAACACACAUUACAGUCGUCAAAAUCAUUUAACAAUUGUGGCAGCACUGGACAGCAAUGGUCAAGCUUCAGGAAAGUUGUUUUGGGAUGAUGGAGUCUCAAAUGAUUUUUUGGAAUCUGGAAACUACUAUCUAGCAACUAUAAAAGUUGAAAAUAGUGCUCUAACCUUAAAAGUGGACCACAAUACUUCUUCUGUAAAUUCCUGGGAUAACCUGACUUUUACAAAAGCUGUUGUACUUGGUGUAAACAUGCCAGUUCAAUAUGUUAUUUUACAAGAUCAAGAGCUAUACUAUAACCAGACUGGUGAACUUUUAGAAAUUGAUUUGUCCAACAUUCCUAUGAGAGAUGCCUUUCAGUUGACAUGGUAUCAUGGGAUGGAUUGCUUCCCUGAAGCUGAAGGAAACUUUGAUGCAGUGAUUGACCAAGAAUGUUUAAUGCGGGGAUGUUAUUAUAAUAGUGACUUAGAAAUAUGCAGCUAUAACUGGAGCUCUUACAACCUUGAAGCUGUCAAUGUAACGUACACAGACUUUGGAUUAGUCGCUGAUCUCAAACAAGUUGGUCCUAUGGCUCCAUUUGGUGGUGAUAUCAAGGAUUGGGUUUUUAAAUUUGAGAAUCAAGGAGACAAUGUGGCACAUUUUUCAUUUGAUAGUAAAGAUGGUAAACGUUACAAAGUUCCUAAAGCAAUGAAUCUUCCAAUGAAAUCUACAACUCCAAAGUAUGACAUAGUUAUUACCGAUGCCAAAUAUUUUAGGUUCCAGAUCAUUCGUUCCAGUACAAAAACAGUAAUUUUUGACAUCGGUGUAGGUCCAGGAGGUCUUGUGUUGUCAGACCAGUUCCUACAGAUCACAACCAAACUACCAAGCACUAAUGUGUAUGGGCUGGGAGAACAUGUCCAUGACCAUUUUAAACAUGAGAUGAACAAAACCUGGACUUCAUUUGCCAGAGAUCAACCACCAUCUUGGGAUGCCAUGGCUAAUCUCUAUGGUGUUCAUCCAUUCUACACCUGUGUGGAGGACAAUGAUGGCAAUACACAUGGGAUACUACUUCUCAACAGUAAUGCACAAGAAUAUGCUUUCAGUGAUUUACCAAGUCUUACAUUUAGAACUAUUGGAGGUAUUCUGGAUUUCUACUUAUUUAUGGGCUCAAGUCCUGAAGAAGUCAUACAGCAAUAUACAGGAGUUAUUGGACGUCCAGUCAUGCCACCAUAUUGGGCAUUAGGUUUUCAAUUAUGUCGAUAUGACUAUCACAACAUAAGUAAUCUAAAGGAGGCAGUGGACUCAACAGCGAGAUAUGACAUCCCACAUGAUGUUCAGUAUGUUGACAUAGAUCACAUGGACACUCAGAAAAUAUUCACAGUCGAUGAAAAAAGGUUUCCAGGUUUGAAUGAUUAUUUCAAGAGUCUUAAUGAUGGUGGUAUGAGAAUUAUAUAUAUUUUGGAUCCAUGUAUGAUCUCCAAUGAAACUGACUACUAUCCCUAUGAAGAAAUGAAAAGAAACAAUUGUAAUAUAAAGUGGGCACCCAAUGUCACAGUUCCUGAUGAUGCUAAAGAUACUGAUGGAGCAUUGUUGGGCUAUGUUUGGCCUCAAGGAAAAACUGUUUUUCCUGAUUACUUCAAGGAUUCAACAAAAACUGUUUGGAAAAAGUUGAUUGUAGACUACAGAAAAAACUUAACUUUUGAUGGUCUAUGGAUUGACAUGAAUGAGCCUGCUAGUUUUGGAACCAAUGAGGACAGACCAUUCAAUUGGCCAGCAGAAGUCAAACCUUAUUGGAGUUUGAAGUGUCCCAAUAACUCAAUAGAAGAUCCUCCAUACAGACCAAAGGCUGCAUACCGCUGGGACAGUGACAAUAAAAAGGGGAGACUAUCAGACAAAACUAUCUGUAUGAGCACAGUACAGGGAGAUAAUGAUAUGUAUUCUCAUUAUGAUGUUCAUAGCCUGUAUGGCUGGAGCCAGUCUGAUGUGACACUGGAUGCAGUAAGAGAAGCUACAGGUGAGAGGGGUAUGGUCAUCAGUAGGUCAACAUUCCCUGGCUCUGGUCAGUGGGUAGGUCAUUGGCUUGGUGAUAAUGUCAGUCAGUGGAAGGACAUGUUCAGCUCCAUUAUUGGGCUACUAGAGUUCAACUUGUUUGGUAUUCCAUAUAUUGGUGCAGAUAUUUGUGGAUUCUUUGAAAACACAACAGAAGAACUUUGUUUAAGAUGGAUGCAGCUUGGAGCUUUUUAUACCUUCAGUAGGAACCAUAACACCAAGGGACCAAUACCCCAAGGUCCUGGUCAACUUGGAGAUAGAGUUGGUAAUGCUUCACGAGAUAUCAUGAGAAUCCGCUAUCAGCUUCUGCCUUAUCUGUACACACUAUUCUAUGAAGCACACACUGAAGGUUCAACUGUCAUAAGACCAUUGCACCAUGAAUAUCCUACUGACCAAAUUGCUCUCAAUAUUGAGAAACAAUUCUUAUGGGGAUCAAGUUUACUUAUUUCUCCUAUACUUGAGCAGGGUCAGACAGUUCUGGAAUAUUAUUUACCAAAAGGAAAGUGGUACAAUUACUACUCACAUGAAGGUGAAACACUUAAAGAAGGCUCCUUGAAGGUCACUUCUGUAAACAUUACAUCAAAGCCUUUGCUACAUUUGAGAGGAGGCCAUAUUGUAGUGCAACAAAAGUAUGCUAACAACACACAUUUUAGUCGUAAAAAUCCUCUACAAAUCUUGGCUGCUCUAAGUGAAACUGGAGAGGCCAUAGGGAGCUUAUACUGGGACGAUGGUAUCUCCAUAGACUCCAUUGAUGAUGGACUGUACUAUCUCUUGAAUGUAACAGUUCAAACGAACACCCUAACUGUGUCUGUCCAUCAUAAACCAAGGGAAGAAAAAGAUUGGGGCAACAUCCAUUAUGAACGUGCUACACUUUUGGGAGUAGAGAAGAGAGUCAAUCUAGUAACUUUAGAAGGAAGAUCUUUAUCUUUUAGCUAUAUCAACAAGGUUUUGGAAAUAGACCUAGGUUCACAAAAUCUUCCUUUGACAAGGAAUUUCACAUUGAAAUGGUUUUAAAUUCAUAACAAGAAUAUACAUUCCAAGACAAAGUUCUGUUGUAUGAUGUAUUACUUAAGUUACAUAAGCCUUAAUUAUAUGUAUUUUCUUGUAAUAUUUCUGCAUUGUACAUUAGUUGUAUAAUUAAACAAAGAGUGAAUAGUCUCUUUGUGUUCGAAAAAAAAUAAAUUUAUAUAUAUAUAUAUAUAUAUAUGAAUUCAUUCAAUUUUUUCUUUAAUUACCACCAUCUUUUUAUGUGUUCUUUAUUUUCUGUUUAAGUUAUGUUAAACAUCUUUCUAUGUUGUAUGACCUUUUAGCUCGAAUUAGUUUGUUGUUUCUUGUCUUUUUAAAUGUUCUACCCAAAAAAAGUAUUAUGCAUUUUGAACAGUACCUAUAUAAAUCAUUUAUUGUAAUCUAAAAAAAAAAAAAAAAAUUGGUGAAAGCUGCAAAUUAUUUUUUUGUGCUCAUUACAUUCUGAUCAACUUUAACAAAUGUUGUAUGUAUUUUAAAAAUUUCAAUAUAAUAUAUUUUUGUUUCAUUUAACCAUAUGUUCUUUCUUAGUAUUUAAAGUUUAAUUUGUAAAUGUGUGUAUUUAUUGUUUUUAGAUAACAUUUUUAUUAUAAUAAAUUGAGAAAAAAAUGAUGUAUAAUAAAUAUGACGAGAUGUAUGUUGCCUGCUUUAAAACAUGUACAAUAAUUAAAUUUAAGUUCAGUAUAUAAAAUCAAUGUUUAUUUUUUCUUAGACCAGAUAUCAAUACAUGCAUACAUAACCAUCAAAUAUAUACAGCAAAUCAUUAUAUUCAGCUAUUCAAGUUACCAUUCUGUUUAAAAAUGUAGCCUCUUUGCAUUAAUGCUAUCAAAACAUUGGCAAUAUUGUGACAAUCAUCUGAAAAGUUUAAAUACAAAUCAUUACAAAAGUAAUAGAAAGUUUUCUUAAAAAGUAAAUAAAUAUACUAAUGGGAAGAAUGAAAUACCUAUUCCACUAUGAUGUCUACCAACAUGCUUCAGAUUUAAAUUGUUCAACAUCACCAUCAUUCCUUUGGGAAAAACACUGGUGACAUCUGCGUAAGACUGUUGGAAAAUUUAAGAAAAUUUAUUCAUGAUUUUUAGAAAUAAAUUAAUUUUUUACCACUUUCUUCCCAAGUACAUAGUACGUUUUAGUAAAUCAAAAACCAAAUUGUAUUUCAAUGGAAAAAUUAAAGUUAAAAACUGUGAAAUGUGUGUGCAUGUUAAGAUACAUUUUUAUAUGAACUUAUAAAAGUAGCUUAUCACUAUCAGUUUUUAAAUAUUUAUGAAUGUAAAGUUUCUAGGUUGAAAUAAAAAUCUAUUGUAGCUUUAGUAAGGAGCUCAUUAAAGGAACAAAUUUACUAUUUUUAUCUUCACCAGAUUGUAGAAGAAUUGUUUGAGAAGAAUUGUUUGAGAAGAAUUGUCUCUUUUAUAUGUUUCGAAUGUUCCCUCAGAAUUGAAGAUUAAUACAUCCUAACCCAGGUGAAGAUAUUAAAAGCAAAGUUUCAUACAGAGAUUAAUCUAUGCAUGGUUCAAUUGAAGACACACUACACAAAAAUAUUUCUAUUGACUUAAAAAUAAAAAAUAAUUUUUUACCUUUUUAAUGUUUAUCCACUGUGUGAAAUAUGGUUGGAGAGAGAGCUCUAAGAAUGUACACUGCUUGGGCAACCUAAGGAAUAAACAAAUAAAUAUAUAUACUAGCAUUAUAAAACUAUUAUCCACCAAAGAAUGACUUAGGGAAAAUUCUGAGUAGUAAUUUAUUUUUAAGUUAUAAGUUUAAAUAGAAUUGGGGUUAAGUCUCUAAAGUAUCUGGGACUGAAAAAAAUAAUCAGUCAAGUAUGCUAAAAAUGUUAUUCUUUAGAAUAUGGAUAUGAAAAUGGUGAAAAUAUAACAAAAAGCUGAAUACCAUUGAUCUGUUUACAUCAUACUUACAUUGUUUUGAGAUCCCAAUCACCACAAGUUACAAAAAUACUUUUGGUUUUAGGAUCUAACAAACCUUCACUUGACAUCCACUCAUGAAAGCUCUUGGGGAAAAAAAAAGGUUUAAAAUACUUCAAAGAUUUCAUAAAAACUAUAGAAUUUUUUAAAUGGUGAAAAGGUUAGUUUUUUAAGAAUGCUUUCUAAUUUAAGUGUUUGUGGUCAAUUAUAUAAAUGUACUACUCUAGUAAAGCAUGAUAUAUACAAUGAAUCACUAAUUAUGAACCUUUCACAGUGGCUGUAUAUCAUGUUUCAUUCAUUUUUGUUUGUACAUUCAUCUUGAUAAUAAAGACAACACUCAGGUUAGCAACUAAAAUUAGUCAUUAAAAAAAAAGAAACCUGUAAAACUUGAGGCAAAUGUGGCUGAUUGUCUACCAUAGCCUGUAUGAUUCCUGUUAGCUGUGU